GCGUGUCCGAACACCGGUGUCCGGGCUGUGAUGGAGCGCUGGCGGGGCAGAGUGGCUCUGGUGACCGGAGCCUCGGUUGGAAUUGGUGCGGCUCUAGCCGUAGAGUUGGUCCGGCUCAGAAUGAAAGUGGUGGGCUGCGCCAGGGACGUCGGAAAAAUACAGAAACUGGCAGCAGAGUGUCAGAGCGCCGGUCACCCUGGUGUUCUGGUGCCUUUCAAGUGUGACUUGACUAACGAAGAGGAGAUUCUGGCCAUGUUUGCAGCGAUCAAAGAGCAGCACAGAGGCGUGGACGUGUGCAUCAACAAUGCCGGUUUGGCUCACCCCGAGCCGCUGCUAAGUGGCAAAACCAGCAGCUGGAAGAACAUGAUGGAUGUGAACGUUUUUGGCUUGAGUAUCUGCGCGCGUGAAGCGUAUCAGUCGAUGAAAGAGAGACAUGUUGAUGAUGGGCACAUCAUAAACAUAAACAGAACGGCUCUUAAACCUCUUGUAUUUGCAGCGUGUGUAGACAUCACGACUGUUGCUGAUCUACGUUUCUACACAAGCGCCAGGUUUGCUGUAAUCACGCUGACUGAGGGCCUGAGACAGGAGCUGCGUGCAGAAAACACCCAUACCCCAGUCACAGUGAGGCUUUAA
Molecule: messenger RNA, 633 nt
Organism: Oreochromis aureus
Lineage: Eukaryota; Metazoa; Chordata; Actinopteri; Cichliformes; Cichlidae
Product: dehydrogenase/reductase SDR family member 11-like
Exons: 4
Coding region: 31-633 (200 amino acids)
Source: RefSeq, a predicted model, not a curated record